GAUGGCAGUGGAAAUCAGCUGAUUUUGACGGCGGGAAUAGGUUAUGGCAUGACAACUUUGAUGUUUACUUUUUUUUAGUGGUUAAAUAAGCGAAAAUGUUAAAAAUUACAAAUCACUUUGUAAAUAUUGCUCAAAAUGGUGCACCUAUCCGUCAAUUGUCGUGCACGGUGGUGCGUGCAUUGGACCAGAAGUGGCGUGAACAGAAAGGUUUCCCUGGAAAUCCCAAUGCGUUUGGGCCGGUGACAAACAUGCCCGACUACACCUUCUUAGAUGGAAGGCCCACACCCCUCGGUUCCAAUCAAAAGCGUCGCAUCAAGAAGCAACAAGAGAUUGCAGCUAAAAUCGUAACACUAAAUAGUGAAUUAGAUUUUGCAAAGAGACGUUAUGCGCGUAUACAAGCAGAAAGAAAGGCAGAAAAAGAAAAUGUAAUUAAGAGUAAGCUAAAGCCAAAGGGUCAUUUAAUGCUCAAAAAGGAUUAAUUUUCACAAUUGUAAUGUAUAAAUAUGUUGGCCAACUAGAAAAAUAGUUUGAGUAAUAAAAAUAUAGAAUACCA
Messenger RNA from Rhagoletis pomonella (apple maggot), 553 nucleotides. RefSeq names its product 39S ribosomal protein L52, mitochondrial (gene mRpL52). Gene Ontology annotation, biological process: mitochondrial translation. The transcript is spliced from 3 exons. The record is from RefSeq and is a predicted model, not a curated record. Bases 96 to 479 code for a protein of 127 amino acids. Gene Ontology annotation, molecular function: structural constituent of ribosome. Gene Ontology annotation, cellular component: mitochondrial large ribosomal subunit. Lineage: Eukaryota; Metazoa; Arthropoda; Insecta; Diptera; Tephritidae.